Messenger RNA from Solea solea (common sole), 3732 nucleotides. It is a transcript of the gene me3, whose product is annotated as malic enzyme 3, NADP(+)-dependent, mitochondrial. The transcript is spliced from 15 exons. The record is from RefSeq and is a predicted model, not a curated record. Gene Ontology annotation, molecular function: malate dehydrogenase (decarboxylating) (NADP+) activity; malate dehydrogenase (decarboxylating) (NAD+) activity; NAD binding. Gene Ontology annotation, cellular component: mitochondrion. Gene Ontology annotation, biological process: malate metabolic process; pyruvate metabolic process. Lineage: Eukaryota; Metazoa; Chordata; Actinopteri; Pleuronectiformes; Soleidae. Bases 217 to 2076 code for a protein of 619 amino acids.
CCGCGCUGCUGUCUGAUUGGCGGCUGCGUUUCUUUGAGAGGCGGUCUGACCCGCAGCACUGACCGGGGGAAGUGAAACUGUCAAUGUCACAGGUUACUGGAUUAGCAACUGCUUCAUCCACUGAUAACACCGGCGAUAGAAGGAGAUAACCUCCUCCUGUAUGAAAACUUAAACCAGGAGCUUCGCAGCAGCUUCUUCACAUCGUUUCCAGGCAGCAUGAACUCCCUUCCAGGCAAAGCUGCGCUUUCUCUGUGCAGGCGCACGGCGUCGGCUAGCGGGCUGAGGAUCUUCGCCGGGUCACCGGGUCACACUACAGGGAUCCUGCCGGCGGACAGAGCCUCUUUCCAGGCUGUGCGGGUCUGCCACAACGGGAAGGGCAGCAAGGGCACCGUCAGCACUAAGAAACGAGGCUAUGACAUCACUAGAAACCCACAGCUCAAUAAGGGAAUGGCAUUCACCCUGGAGGAGCGUUUACAACUGGGCAUCCACGGUCUGCUGCCCCCUUGCUUCCUGUCCCAGGACGUGCAAGUCCUGCGUGUCAUGAAGAGCUAUGAAACACGCGUCAAUCCUCUGGACAAGUACAUCCUGCUGAUGACUCUGCAGGACAGAAACGAGAAGCUCUUCUACCGCUUGUUGACCUCCGACGUCGAGAAGUUCAUGCCCAUUGUUUACACUCCGACUGUCGGGUUGGCAUGUCAGCAGUACGGACUCGCCUUCAGGAGACCACGUGGACUCUUCAUAACCAUCCACGACAAAGGUCACAUUGCCACUAUGCUUAACUCCUGGCCAGAAGAGGACAUUAAGGCCAUCGUGGUGACAGACGGUGAGCGUAUCCUCGGUCUGGGAGACCUCGGCAGCUAUGGGAUGGGGAUUCCGGUCGGGAAACUGGCACUCUACACAGCGUGCGGCGGCGUUCAGCCGCAGCAGUGCCUCCCCGUGCUGCUCGACGUCGGCACUGACAACCAGGCGCUGCUCGAUGACCCGCUGUACAUCGGCCUGAAGCACAAGAGGAUCCGGGGGAAAGAGUACGAUGAUCUUAUCGAAGAGUUCAUGCAGGCAGUGACGGACAAGUACGGGAUGAACUGUCUGAUCCAGUUUGAGGACUUCGCCAACAGCAACGCCUUUCGCAUCCUCAACAAGUACAGGCACAAAUACUGCACCUUCAACGACGACAUCCAAGGCACAGCGUCGGUAGCUGUUGCCGGGGUCUUGGCUGCUUUAAAGAUCACCAAGAACCAACUGUUAGACCACACUUUUGUUUUCCAGGGAGCCGGUGAGGCUGCUCUGGGCAUCGCACACCUGCUUAUCAUGGCCAUGGCUAAAGAAGGGGUAUCCAAAGAGGAAGCUGCCAAGAGGAUCUGGAUGGUGGACUCAAAAGGCCUCAUUGUGAAGGGAAGAGGCAACCUGAAUCAUGAGAAGGAGGAGUUUGCCCACGAUCACCCGCACCUGAAGACCCUGGAGGAGGUGGUUCAAACCAUCAAACCCACCGCCAUCAUCGGCGUGGCUGCUAUCGGAGGAGCGUUUACUGAGAAGAUAAUCAAAGACAUGGCUUCCUUCAACGAGAGGCCCAUCAUCUUUGCUCUCAGUAAUCCCACCAGCAAAGCAGAGUGCACAGCCGAGGAGUGCUACCAGCUCACAGAGGGUCGGGGCAUCUUUGCCAGUGGAAGUCCGUUCGACAAGGUGACGCUGGCUGAUGGACGCACCUUCUACCCCGGACAGGGAAACAACGCCUACGUGUUUCCCGGAGUCGCUCUGGGCGUGAUCGCCUGCGGCGUCCGCCACAUAUCUGACGACGUCUUCCUCACCACUGCUGAGGCAAUUGCUGACAUGGUAACAGAGGAACAUCUGGCCCAGGGGAGACUUUAUCCUCCUCUGAGCACCAUCAGAGAGGUCUCCUUAAAGAUAGCCGUGAAGCUUGUCAACUAUGCAUACAAAAACAACGUGGCCUCGCUUUAUCCCGAGCCGCAAGACAAGGAAGCGUUUGUGCUGUCUCACGUCUAUAGUCCAGAUUAUGACUCCUUCACGCUGGACACGUACAGCUGGCCUCAGGACGCCAUGAAUGUCCAGGACGUGUGAUCCCGCAGCACCGUCCACCCUCCGUCUCCCUCUGAAUGAAAUGAUGCUGCCGUGAUGUCACGCACAAUUUCUGUAUCGUCUCCAAACAUAUUUCACUAAUGAUUCUUAUGCUGUUUUGUUUUUUUUUCUCUCUUCGAUUGAUAGCUGUCCAGUGGUGAGUCAAACGCACAACGUGUUAAUGAUUUUAUGUCCAGUUUCCAGUGCUGUACUCGUAUUUAUCAGUUCUCUGAAUGUCAUGGCUGAGAAAAACACUCGAUAUCCACACAGCGGCCCAAGUGUUUCCUCUGUGACUCAAAGUCAGUUCUUUAGGAGAGGAAUCUGAGCUGGUGUGUGAGCAACAAAGCAGUGGUUCAUAUUGCAGCACAGUUGUUUUCUUCUCUAGACACAGAGGAACAGAGGACAUCAUUUAUGAAAGCCGUGUCUAAAAUAACCUCAGCGGAAAACUCUCCUUUGUGCCUCUUCCUGUGUGACCUCAGGGCAUCACUUCCUCCAGGUCCACCCAUCCGGUUGAUGGGUGGACGGCAGAGAACAGGCUCUCGUAUUAAAAAAAGCAGCUGCUCCUUCGUAGUUUACACUCCUGUCGGUGUUUGCACACGUUUGUCCAGAGACACAGACUCUUCACAUGGACUUGGACUUGACAAUUGACUGCAGUCUGUCUCAAAAAUAGACACUUGGACAUAUUUUGUUAUUCUCAUACAUCAACAGAAUCUUUUCUGUGUCUCAAUUUAAAUUAAAUUAAAUCACAAACCAAAAAUAUUCACUUUACUGUGACAGAAAUGAUGAAAACCAGAAAAUUCUCACACAAAAAAAGGUGACUAAUGUCAUAAGCAAUGUAAUGCUGCAUUAAUACUGUUCAUGGUAACAUUAUGCAGAUUCAACUCCAGUAGUACAUGGUAGAGAAACUCUAGUGUCAUUUGUGUUUCUGCAAAGUGUUUUUUUUUUUUAAAACAAUUGUAAAAAUAACUAGCUGGGACAUUUAUGACACUGAUAUCACAACUUUUCUUUUUACCAAUAAUAAUACCAGUCUGAUACAAUAUUAAAAAACACCUGAGCUGUUAAACUAAUAUUCUGCUUCCAAAAGUAAACAGACUAUUAAAAUGCUGCUGCUUUUGUAUUUGAACAAAUUUUCUUCUUUUAUCUUCAAACCAGUCCAAACGGCUGUCCUAAUCUACUUUUUCCUCUCUCUCUGAUAUCCGAUCCAGAGAGUUUGACUUUCACUGAUUCUGAUACCGAGUAUCUUAUUGGCUCAUCCCUUCUAUGAACUGGACUCGGACUCAUCCUCAAUGACUCAGGUAAUCAGGACUCGACUCGACUGGAGAAUCGACUCGGACUUGAGGGUCAGUGACUCGACUACAACACUGGAACCUGAACACUGCGCUGACAAACACUCCAGUUUCCCUCUUAGAAAAUCAGUUUUCUCAGUGAAACUGAGUGAAACCAUUAUAUUGUUUUUGGGUUUUUUUGUGGACACUUAAUGUGUGUUUUUGCUUUACUUUUGUACAGAGUUCAGCCUGUUGUGUUUCUGCCAAAGUUGUUAUUAUUAAUAAUAAAGUGUAUCUUACGUUAUACUCAUGAAGAAUACGAUGCUUGGUAAAGUUUUAGUACUGGGGGAUUGGUAGAAGUUUUCAAAAGGGAUAAAUAAACUUUUUAAGUAAA